Molecule: messenger RNA, 1831 nt
Organism: Ilex paraguariensis (yerba mate)
Lineage: Eukaryota; Viridiplantae; Streptophyta; Magnoliopsida; Aquifoliales; Aquifoliaceae
Source: the annotation of a GenBank genome assembly
CUCUCCCUCCCCCUCUCUCUCUAUCUCUCUCUCCACCUUUUAGUAUACUCGUUUUGACCGCCCACCUAAUCGGACACGGGGGGGGGGGGGGCGUUGAAACGGCAUCGUAACCUUUAGGUGUACUCCUUCCCCUUCCCCGGAGGUUCUCAUAAUUAAUCUGUCGUUGAUACCACCCACUCUCUCACCAAAAAAAACUACCAAAUUUUGAUCAGAUCGGAUAAAUCUCUCUCUCUCUCUCUCUCUCUCUCGUGCACAAUUUACACAAUCUUUGUGGUUUAGUUUUAAUUUUUCAGUCCAAUUGGCUAUCGAUUUAUGAUAUUUAGGGGCUUCGUCAGCUAGAGAUUUUUUAUGUUUUGGCUGAUCAAAUUUGACGAAUUUUUUCGCUCUGUAUUGUUACAUUUCUACAUCAAGAAGGGUUUGUGAUAUUGGGAGAUAUGGCUUCGAAUUUCGAUCGGUGGGAGAAAGAUCCUUUCUUCUCUGCUGCAGAAGAAGUUCAGGAAUCUGCUGAUAGGAUGGAAUCAAGUUAUAGAACAUGGAUUCAUGCAAAAAAGGACACUUCCGGUACUUGGAAUUCCGAAGAACUUCGGAGGGACCUACAGACUGCCCUUGGCACUUGUAAAUGGCAGUUGGACGAAUUUGAACGAGCAGUAAGGUCAAGUUAUACUGAUAGCUCAACUGAUGAUGCAAAAAACAGGCAUCGCGAAUUCAUUGUAGCAAUUGAGAGCCAGAUUUCAAGAGUCCAAAAUUCUUUACAAGAGUCAUCUGUUUCAGCAGGCAAGCCACCUCUCCCAUGGGUGCGCUUGGAAGAGGGAGAAAGCGAUGAGCUUGCAUUGUUUCUUUCGGGACCAUCUGCUUCCAGGGACAAAAAUACCCUGAAAGUUCAUGUCCAGAAUCUACAAAAAUUGAACCAACAUGAGACUGAUGAACAAAUGGCACCUGAGCAUACGAAGAAUUUAACUCACUUUGUGGAGAGGAAGGCCAGGGAGGAGAAGUUUCCUGGCCAUCGAAGGACAGCAAGUGCUAGUGCUGACAUUGGUGCGUGGAAAAUAGCAGUCACUGAUGAUGCUUUCCCACAGGGUUCUACCAAUGUACAGCCUGAGCCAACUCCACGAAAGGUUCCAAGUUUUUCGGGGUUCCUAUAUACCAUGGAGUCUGCGUCGAAAUUGAAGUGGCCAAAGAAUGGUUACAGGAAGUUGAAGCUUCCAGAUCGCCAAGAAGCUAAUGCUUCACUACCCAAAUCUCAGCAUUUGACUAGAGGCAUUAAUGCAUGCUAUGAAAGAGGUAAAAGCUGCCUCGAGGGUUGUGAUAACAAGCAACUGUAUGGUUGGUAUGGAGCCAUUCAGAGACAGCUUCAAAGGUCUCAGUACCACAUGCAAUAUGGUCGACCAAUACAAGUGGUUGUUUGGACGGUUCUCCUACUAUGCUUGAUUGUUUUAUUUGUAUUUCGUGCAAUCUGAGGAGGCACAAUAGAUUCUUUAUGCAGCAUUUGGAAUCAAUAAUGGUAUAUGGAGUUGAAUAGUUCAAAAAACACAAAUUUGCUGAGAAUUGUUUCCGCUGUUACCUGAUGGAGGUAGGUGUGAUUUUCUUCCACUUUUGUUCGAUAUUAUGUCAAACUUUGUAAGUUGGUGCUUAGAAUUGCACCACAAAUGCUUAGUAUUUGGCAUCCCAAAGAAAACAGAGAGAGAAUAGAUUUGUGCCAGAUGCCAGAUCUUGUAAUAUAUAGUAUGUUGUAGUUGUAAUUGUAAUUAAUAGCGCAGGUAUAACCCUUAAAUUUUUUCUCUUAGUCUCCUCCUCUCUUCUAGUAAUUUCCCUUUUUUUUUUUUUGAACUUU